Molecule: messenger RNA, 1529 nt
Organism: Hyaena hyaena (striped hyena)
Lineage: Eukaryota; Metazoa; Chordata; Mammalia; Carnivora; Hyaenidae
Product: Friend virus susceptibility protein 1-like
Exons: 4
Coding region: 191-1060 (289 amino acids)
Source: RefSeq, a predicted model, not a curated record
GCGCGCACUAUAAAGCGGGACGCGAGGACACCCGCGCACGCUUUGGAGACAGUGAGGGCUGGGUGUGUCUUCAAGCUGAGGGACCACCCACUGCCACCCCUCUCGGUGGCUCCUCCAGGAGCGAAACAGCCCCGCUGUCCCUGUCCUUGCUCCUGCAGCAGCGCCCCCCCUGGCUCCCCGCUGCUCCGUCAUGUCCGAGCGAGCACUGGCGCCCACCCAGCCGGGGCGGGGGGAUCGGUACUACACGUACACCGAGCUCCUGGCCAUCUCGCGCCGCUUCAAGCAGAACCCCAAUGAGCUCAUGAUCACCUGGAUCCUGCGGGUGUAUGACCAGGGGGGCUCGGCCCUGUCCCUGAAUUCUGGAGAGCUGGCGCUGCUGGGGGACCUGACCGGCGAUGCCAUCUUUAACUACCACUGCAAGGCGCUGCGGGGUGGCUGCCGGACGCUGCUUGCCUGGCUGCUGCGGGCCUGGCGCCAGCGCUGGGAAUCCUUCCUACACUUUGAGGCCACCGAGCUGCCCUUCCGCCCCUGGACCACCAUGGAGGAGGGCAUCCAGCUGGUGCGCGAGCUGGGCAUGCUCGACUGGAUCUACCGCGAGCCGCCAGCGCCGCCCGCACCGGAGCAGGAGCCCGCGCCCGAGGACGUGCCCUUCACGCAGGGCCUGCAGCGGCGCCUGCUGACGGCCGCGCCCUCCGAGCUGCGGCUCUCGCUGGUCAGCCUGCUGGUCAAGGGCAUGACGGUGCUGGAGGCGGUGAUGGAGAUCCAGACCAUAGCCGACGUGGGCCUGCUUUGGCGCCAGAGCCAGCCGGGCCGCGCCAAGCUCAUGCUGGGGCCCAACCCGACACGCAAGGACCUCGCAGGCUGGCUGCUGAGCCACGGCGUCCCCAAGGAGAGGGUGGACAAGCAGCCCACCAAGGUGCUGCUGGAGCUCUACAUCAAGGAGGCCAAGCGCAGCCGGGGCCACCCUGCCUACCUGCUGGGUGACGAGCAGCCCCCGCCUCCCCCCUACUCAGACCAGGCCUGUGGGGAGGAGCCACCCGCACCCGUGCGCCAUGACUAGGCGGGGCACUGUCUUCCCGCCUUCCUGCUGCUGCUACUCCGCGGGGGCGGGGGGAAUGCUGGAUUCCAGGGGAGAUGAGUCAGUGCCUCCCGAGCACCCCCAGGGUGGACUGAGGGGUGGUCCAUCUGCUGGUCUCCAGACUCCUGGGGCUCUUGACAGAGGUGCCCUUACCCACGGCCGCCCAACCAGUGUCACCAGCCAGAGUGAUGGUGGGAAGCAAGCCACCGGCUGGUAGCCCAUGGGUGCCUGUGCCCCCUUCCCCAGGGGCACAACCUGUUACAUUUCAGCCUGUUACACUUCAGGCCCAUUGGCACCCGCUCUGCCACACGGGCCCCCAAAGCACUACAGGCCAAGUGGGGUCUCCCCACAGCCAGUAACUUGAAGGCACCUUGAAGUUUGUACCCUUUUUCUUAAGCUAUUUUUAAAUGCACUGUUUUUACCUAAUAAUUUAAGCAUAUACAAUACUUUG